AUGGAUUCGGAUGCUACAGAGAGAUUUGUUCCCGAGUACCGUCGUACUAACUUCAAGAACAAGUCACGUUUCCAGAGUGAUGAGUUGAGAAGACGUAGGGAGACGCACCAGGUUGACUUGCGGAAGCAAAAGAGGGAGGAGGUCUUGGCCAAGAGAAGAAACUUCCAGCAUGACACGAACGACUCGGAGGAGGAGGAGGAGUUCAAUUUGGCGGUGAACAACGAUGAAAAUCAGUUUUACCAGAGAUUGAGACAGGAUUUGCCCAAGAUGCUCGAGAUGAUCCAGGCGCCCGACUUCGAUUCCCAGUUGGCGGCCACCGUCAAGUUUAGACAAAUAUUGAGUAGAGAACACAACCCGCCCAUUGAUUUGGUGAUUGAAUCGGGGGUGAUCCCGACUUUGGUUGAGUUUAUGAAGGAUGACCACCCGGACAUGUUGCAGUUGGAAGCGGCGUGGGCCUUGACCAAUAUUGCCUCGGGCAGCUCGCAGCAGACUAGAGAUGUGGUUGAGGCGAACGCCGUGCCCCUUUUUGUGCAGUUGUUGUACUCGCAGAGUCUCGAGGUCAAGGAGCAGGCCAUCUGGGCCUUGGGCAACGUUGCUGGUGACUCUGCCGAGAACCGUGACUAUGUCUUGAGUUGUGGCGCCAUGGAGCCCGUGUUGCAGUUGUUCAAUUGCACCAAGAUGUCCUUGAUUAGAACCGCGACUUGGACAUUGUCGAAUUUGUGCAGAGGCAAGUCGCCUCAACCGGAUUGGAACAUUGUGUCGCAGGCCAUCCCCACCUUGUCCAAAUUGAUUUAUUCGGUGGACUCGGAAACUUUGGUGGAUGCGUGCUGGGCGGUGUCCUAUUUAUCCGAUGGCACUUCAGAAGCUAUCCAAGCCGUUGUCGACGCGAGAAUACCUCACCGUUUGGUUGAAUUGUUGGGGCACGAGUCUACUUUGGUGCAAACCCCGUCGUUAAGAGCUAUUGGUAAUAUUGUCACAGGGUCGGACUACCAGACCCAGAUUGUGAUCAAUGCUGGCGUGUUGCCAGCGUUGGCUCCGUUGUUGAACUCGCCGAAGGAAACCAUCCGUAAAGAGGCUUGCUGGACCAUUUCAAAUAUAACUGCAGGAACUUCAGAACAGAUCCAGGCGGUUAUAGAUGCAAACUUAAUACCCCAAGUUAUAAGAUUAUUGGGCGAUGGCGACUACAAGACAAAGAAGGAGGCUUGCUGGGCAAUUUCAAACGCCUCUCUGGGUGGGUUAACCAAACCAGACCAGAUUCGUUACUUGGUGAGCCAGGGAUGUAUCAAACCUUUGUGUGACUUGUUGUCUGUUGCCGACUCAAAGAUUAUUGAAGUGACGCUAGAUUCUCUUGAAAACAUCUUGAAGAUGGGCGAAAUGGACAAAGAAGCAAGAAACACCCAGGUCAACGAAAAUGCGCUUUAUAUCGAAGAGGCGGGUGGUAUGGAAAAGAUAUUUGAAUGUCAAAACAACGCUAAUGAGAAGAUUUACCAAAAGGCAUACAAUAUCAUUGAAAAGUAUUUCAGCGAUGAGGACGACGAAAAUCUUGAUGACGAAAACCUCAUGCCGGAAGCCUAUAGCAAUACUUUUGGCUUUGGUAUGGAUAAUCAAGAACAACAACAACAACAGAAUUUCCAGUUUUGA
This is a messenger RNA of Lodderomyces beijingensis, 1641 nucleotides long. The record is from the annotation of a GenBank genome assembly. NCBI's taxonomy places the organism in Eukaryota, Fungi, Ascomycota, Pichiomycetes, Serinales, Debaryomycetaceae.